CCCUGUUAACAACACCACAGCUUGUGGGCAGCUUCCUCCGCUUAGAUCGUCACCAGUUAAACAUCAUGCUGCUUCGGACUGUGGUUCUGCUCUUCCUCUGCUUGUCCACAGGGAUGUGUGCCACUUUAGGCCUCUACCAGGCUCAAGCUCAGGAAGAGGAGGCCCCUGCUGUUACUGAUGGUGUAGCAGCUUUCUCUGUAGAUGCAACUGAAGAAGCUGUAGCUCCUGCAGAUACUGAAGAAGCUGUAGCUCCUGCAGAUACUAAAGUAGAUUCCCCUGCAGAUGAGGAACCUGCAGCUGAUUCCAUUUCAGACGACAGCCUAUUGGGUGAAAUACUUGCAGCGGAUAACCCAGAAGCUGGAAAACCUGAGGUGGAGGUCCCAGUUCCAGAUGGUGAAACAGCAGAAGAACCAGAGCCAGAAAGUGAUAGGCCCACUGAAGAUGCCCCUGCUACAGAAACUCCAGCUGAUGAAGCUGUCACCCAGGAGGAACCUUCUUCUGACAAUGAAAUCAGACCAGUCCAGACCAACCAGUCCUUGAGCGAACCCUUGGUACGUGAAGAAGCUAGCAGAUGGAGCAUCAACUCAAUUAGAAGUGGUGUUCAGUCUAUGCACGGAUACUUUGACUCUCUGGUUGAGCUGGUGGGGGGAUACAAUGGUCAGUGCCAGUACCGCUGCAGACAUGGAGAUCUUCCUAUACCUCGACCAGGCUACCAGCUCCCAGAGCCCAACGGCUGCAGCUCUUCUCUGGUUGGAUUCCAGGUGAAUGCUGCUCUUGACAUGGGGAUCCCUGCUAUGACAAACUGCUGUAACCAGCUGGACGUAUGUUAUGACACUUGUGGCACAAGCAAGGAAGACUGUGACGGCAAGUUUCAAAUGUGUCUGUAUGACAUCUGCUUCGACAUAAAGAAAAGUCUGGGCUUCGUGUCAGAGGUACAAGCCUGUGAAUCGAUGGCCGACGCUCUCCACAGCACAGUGGGGACUCUCGGGUGCAGGCCUUACAUGAACAGCCAGAGGGCAGCGUGUGUCUGCGCAGGAGAGGAGAGGGAUGAACUGUGAUACACACACACACAAACAUAACACUAUGGACAACAAAUGCCUGGAUGCUUUCACAGACAAAUAACAGAGUCAUGGGUAUUUCUGCAGAUUACACAGUAUAUAUUUAGGCUUUUUGUCAAAGAAGAGAUACUUCACAAACGCCCUCUCAAGAUUCACAGCCUUGGAGUUAAAAAAAGACAUAAAUGGAGAAUGCAAAUGACGUUUCUCAGGUUUUAUUCAUAGGCAGUACUGACAGAUAUUAGUAUCUCAAUAUGACUUUCAGAAUCCUAAUUAAUAUGCAUGUUAUACUCUCUAGACUCCAUUUCAUUUUAGGCCAUUUUUAGGCCUCUAUGACUCCAUUACCAUAAAUUACUAUGAUGACUCCAAACAAAGUGCCUGAUGGGAAGGAUAUUGUAGUUGGGUUAAUUUCCUCUAGAUAUAAAGACACUGUUUAAUUAUUAUGGUGCACUGGGUUCGCUGUGUGCUGCUAUUUAUCAAGAUAGUCAAACCUUGAGUCAGUGUCAUGUUAAUUUAAUGCCUAUUACAGCUACUGCGUUUAUGUUUGAUGUAAGUUAUUUGCCAGUUAUUUGUUAUUUUUUAUGAAUGAAUACAUGAGUAAAUGCAGUUGAACUGACAUGAUUAAUUUGAGAUUAAUUUCCAGUGAUGAAAUGUAUUUAUAAUCUCCAGGCUUGGCACACUGAUAUCUCUCUCCCACCAUACUGGGAUGUGUGUGACGUGCUCCCCCAGCCAUUGAUUAUUCUGAGUGAAUGAGUCAAAAAUACAUCUGGGGGUGUUCCACAUGUAUAUUUCAAGUCAGUGCUGGUGUGAAAUAUAAAUCACUUCUAUAAAUCCACUAAAUCUUUAAGCUGUAAUCAAGCCUGAGAAAUGCCUCUUAGUGUGACCUAGAAAAACAUCCUUCAUGCUGUAGUUGUUACAAAUGAACUGUGGCCCCUUCGAAUGAUUUCUAAUAGAAAUGUCAUUCACUUUAAUGUCAGUAAAUUGUGCUGCCAGGCAAAGUGGCAGUGACACACACAAACUCGGAUGUAUUCAGCAGAAUUCAAGCAGCGUUAUGACUUGACACUGGAACCUACAUGGGAAUAAAGAGGAGUGUAUAUACUGUGCAUCUCAAUAUAAAUGUGUGUAUUAGAGGGAAGCACAUAAAGGCAGAAACAUGUUUUUUUGCACGCUGGUCAAUUUUCCAUAACAUGUCUUCUUUC
This is a messenger RNA of Centropristis striata (black sea bass), 2254 nucleotides long. RefSeq names its product phospholipase A2, group XIIB (gene pla2g12b). Lineage: Eukaryota; Metazoa; Chordata; Actinopteri; Perciformes; Serranidae. Gene Ontology annotation, molecular function: calcium ion binding; A2-type glycerophospholipase activity. The coding region runs from base 66 to 1058 and encodes 330 amino acids. The record is from RefSeq and is a predicted model, not a curated record. Gene Ontology annotation, cellular component: extracellular region. Gene Ontology annotation, biological process: cholesterol homeostasis; triglyceride homeostasis; lipid catabolic process. The transcript has 4 exons.